Messenger RNA from Sinocyclocheilus rhinocerous, 841 nucleotides. RefSeq names its product receptor-type tyrosine-protein phosphatase eta-like. Lineage: Eukaryota; Metazoa; Chordata; Actinopteri; Cypriniformes; Cyprinidae. Gene Ontology annotation, molecular function: protein tyrosine phosphatase activity. The record is from RefSeq and is a predicted model, not a curated record. Gene Ontology annotation, biological process: peptidyl-tyrosine dephosphorylation involved in inactivation of protein kinase activity. The transcript is spliced from 9 exons. Gene Ontology annotation, cellular component: signaling receptor complex.
AUGACAGAUUUUGGUUUUGAUAUUUGGAAUAUAGUCAUUGCACUACUUUGGGCUGUUUUUGGCUCUGCCAUUGAGUCUAACACUUCCACUGAGUCUAACACUCCACUGAUUGUUGGUGUAGUUUUGGGAGUGAUCUGUUUUCUCUUCAUCAUCACUUUCAUUCUCUUCUUCUAUUCAAGAAGUAAUAUUGCUUUGAGAAUAGAAGAUUAUGAAGAGUACUUUAAGCAGAAACAUAAAGAUUCCAACUGUGGUUUUGCUGAAGAGUAUGAGGAGUUGAAAACAGUUGGAACGGCACAGUCCAAAAACACUGCCCUGGCUAUUGAAAACAAGCUGAAGAACCGUUACAGCAAUGUGCUACCUUAUGAUGCUUCAAGAGUGAAGUUAUCAAUGUGUGGCAGUCCCUUUGAUGACUACAUCAAUGCCAACUACAUGCCAGGUUACAAUUCAAGAAAAGAGUUUAUAGCAGCUCAGGGUCCGCUGCCCACCACAGUGAAUGAAUUCUGGAGAAUGGUCUGGGAGAAGAAUGUCCACACCAUAGUGAUGCUGACCAAAUGCAACGAGAUGGGACGAACACCUGGUUAGAGAACACAUGAACCAGUACUCACACCACUCUCCAACUGUAGUGCAUUGCAGUGCCGGUGUGGGAAGAACGGGGACCUUCAUUGCCAUUGACCACCUGAUCUUCCAGAUUGAAAGAGACAGCAUGGUGGACAUCUACGGAAUCGUUAAUGAUAUGCGCAUACACAGGCCUCUCAUGGUGCAGACUGAGGAGCAAUAUGUUUACCUCCACCAGUGUGCGCAUAACAUAAUUCGAUCAAGAACGGGAACCAACAUGGACUUA